ACGACUCCACACACCUGAAAUCUUUCACCAAAAGCAUGCUUCAAAAAAAAAAAUAAAUAACAACUUCUGAAAAAAAGAAAGAAAUAAAAGACGUAGCAACUGAUAAUUUCAAGUUUUCAACAGAUUUCACUACUUGAUAUUCGAAUCAAGUCGUAGGCCAGAGUAAUCACAGUUGAGAGGAAUCCAGGAUAAUUUUCAUUGUUUUGGCACAGAAAUCCAGGCGUGUUUAGGGUUCCUCGUUUAUGUCUUCUCCACCGUAAAAGGAAGCAGCAGGAGGAUUGAUGGGGAUUCGGUUUCUGUUCUGGGCGUUGAUAUGUGCGACUGCAUCUCUCCUUUUGAAUUUCUUGUCAGCUAUCAUCAAAGGAAGGAUUAACAGGAAAAAAUCUGUCGGUUUUUUCCACCCUUACACUAAUGAUGGUGGAGGUGGAGAGAGGGUACUGUGGUGUGCCGUGAAAGCAUUCCAAGAAGUGAACAGUAAUCUUGAUUGCAUUAUUUACACUGGUGACCAUGAUGCUUCUCCUGAAAGCUUGUUAACUCGAGCAAUAGAUCGUUUUGGUGUCAAGCUCCUUCACCCACCUCAGGUGGUUCAUUUGUAUAAAAGAAAGUGGAUUGAGGAAGGAACGUACCCACGCUUCACCAUGGUUGGGCAAAGCUUUGGUUCAGUUUAUCUGUGUUGGGAAGCUCUGUGUAAACAUACUCCCCUAGUUUAUAUUGAUACUAGUGGUUAUGCUUUUACUUAUCCACUUGCGAGGGUGUUUGGGUGCAAAGUUCUAUGUUACACACAUUAUCCUACAAUCAGUUCAGAUAUGGUUUCAAGAGUCCGACAACGGGAUCCAAUGUAUAAUAAUGACCCUCUGAUUGCAAAGAGCAUUUGGCUAUCCCGUUGCAAAGUCAUCUACUAUACGCUCUUUAGCUGGAUGUACGGGUUUGUCGGUUCAUGCGCUCACCUAGCAGUGGUCAACUCCUCAUGGACGCAAGCUCAUAUAGUGAAACUAUGGGGCAUUCCGAGACAUACAAAGAGAAUUUAUCCCCCUUGUGAUACUAAAGGCCUUCAGGAACUUUCACUGGAAAGAUCUAUCAAUACACCAACAAUCAUAUCUGUUGCGCAAUUUCGUCCUGAGAAGGCCCAUACCCUUCAACUGGAGGCAUUUUCUGUUGCUAUAAAAAAGCUAGGUCCAGGGUCACCUAGACCCAAGCUCCAAUUUGUGGGCAGCUGUAGAAAUCAGGAGGAUGAACAGAGAUUACAGAAAUUGAAAGAAAAAGCUAUUGAAUUGAAUGUGGAAAAGGAUGUUGAAUUCUAUAGGAAUUUGUUGUACAGGGAUUUAGUGAGACUUCUGGGAGGUGCAAUUGCAGGGAUCCACUCCAUGGUAGAUGAGCAUUUUGGCAUAAGCAUCGUAGAGUACAUGGCUGCCGGUGCAAUCCCUAUUGCUCAUAAUUCAGCAGGUCCAAAGAUGGACAUCGUUUUAGAAGAACAAGGGCAACGGACGGGAUUUCUUGCUCAGAAUUUGGAAGAAUAUGCAGAUGCGAUUCUUCAGCUGCUAGAGAUGUCAGAUGCCGAAAGGCUUGAGAUGGCUGACGCGGCCAGAAGACGUUCUAGGCGAUUCUCAGAGGAAAGAUUUUAUGAUGACUUCAAGGCUGCAAUUUCACCAGUUCUAUCUCAUUCUUCCCUCUGAAUAGAUAUCCUUUUGGACAGUCUAAGCUAAUAGGAGCACAAACAGUACCACUGGUUAUUCAAAGUUAUAGCGAAUAUUAGAAAUGGCUAUAUAGGAACACAAUUCUUCAGAAUUUGUGUUCAGCAAUUUAAAGCUGACAGGAUAUCUUCAAUCUAGAAGUUUUGUUUUAUAAGAUAGUAACUAGAUAUACAAGCCAAUUUCGACGUUGAUCUAGGCGGUCUUGUUUUGAAAUUGGCAAAAGUUACAAGUUCAGGAUACUGGUUAGUUUAGAACAACAAUGUACUCUUUUUCACCCCCUCUAGGAAUGCUUCUGCUUAUUUGCUGUAUGCCGAUCUUUGGGUUAUAGAUUUGUACAUAAUGAGAGAUCAUUCUUUUUUA
Papaver somniferum (opium poppy) is the source of this 2051-nucleotide messenger RNA. RefSeq names its product GDP-Man:Man(3)GlcNAc(2)-PP-Dol alpha-1,2-mannosyltransferase-like. The transcript is spliced from 8 exons. Gene Ontology annotation, cellular component: endoplasmic reticulum membrane. The record is from RefSeq and is a predicted model, not a curated record. Gene Ontology annotation, biological process: protein N-linked glycosylation. Lineage: Eukaryota; Viridiplantae; Streptophyta; Magnoliopsida; Ranunculales; Papaveraceae. Bases 282 to 1673 code for a protein of 463 amino acids. Gene Ontology annotation, molecular function: GDP-Man:Man(3)GlcNAc(2)-PP-Dol alpha-1,2-mannosyltransferase activity.